Messenger RNA from Alternaria postmessia, 345 nucleotides. RefSeq lists its product as uncharacterized. Bases 1 to 345 code for a protein of 114 amino acids. Lineage: Eukaryota; Fungi; Ascomycota; Dothideomycetes; Pleosporales; Pleosporaceae. The transcript has 2 exons. The record is from RefSeq and is a predicted model, not a curated record.
AUGGACAAGGCCAGCCGUGCUCUAGCGCAACCCGUUCCUCCUAGCUUAUCCGACUCAUACCGUGCUCGUGCAGAUCGUAGCGGAGUCCCUCAUACGACCCUGCACCAUCGCGCGCGCGGUCGUCGCUCGAUCGAAGAAAAGGCCCAAAGCCAGCAGUACCUCGCUCCGUACGAGGAGGACGCUCUCCCUGUACGCAUCAAGUACAUACGCUUCUUAGCUUUCUGCGUCACCCGCCAGCGAUCCGAGGCCGACCGUCCGCUGAAGCCGCCUGGCAAGAACUGGACUCGGGGCUUUGAGAAACGCCAUCUAGAGACGCAAGCGAGAAGAGUCAAGGCGCUGGACUAG